Messenger RNA from Priceomyces carsonii, 612 nucleotides. RefSeq lists its product as uncharacterized. The coding region runs from base 1 to 612 and encodes 203 amino acids. Lineage: Eukaryota; Fungi; Ascomycota; Pichiomycetes; Serinales; Debaryomycetaceae. The transcript is spliced from 2 exons. The record is from RefSeq and is a predicted model, not a curated record.
AUGUCUCAGUUACUUUACCAGUAUUUCUUGAAAAAAACUCAGCUAGAUAGUGUCAUUGCUGUCGGGCCCGACAACGAUCCUUAUUUUGAAGAGAUUCCUGAUGAAGACCUACAUUUUUACCAACACAAAGGAUCCAAAAGGAAGCGAAAGCUACCAAAUUAUAUCCCAUCUCAUGAUUUAAAGAUUUUAAAAUCAGUUAAAAGAAAAGCAUACAGAUUAGAUUUACAAUUAAGUUGCUGUGGGUUACGUAUUGGAUGGUCAGCCAUCAUUGGUCUAUUACCAUGGAUUGGCGAUCUCAUUGCAUUUGCAUUGGCCAUGAACUUAUUGAAGAAAGCCUCCAAAAUUGAAGGAGGACUCCCUCCCAACUUAAGACUGCGAAUGAUGGCGAAUAUUACCUUUGAUUUCGCAAUUGGCUUGAUACCGCUCGUAGGCGACUUCAUAAACGUAUUAUACAAGUGCAAUUCUCGAAAUUUCAUUAUCUUGGAGAAGCAUUUGAUGGAAAAGUAUUCGCGUCAAUCGAAAGUUGGGCCUAAAGAGCAAAGUAAGCAUCCAACGACCAGUAAUCGACCCGAAAAAUCUGGAUAUAACAAGACAGCUCAUGCACUAGCGUAG